AGUUCAGGGUCUAGGGCGGCGCGUCACUUCCGGUAGCGCGGAGCUUGUAAAACACCCUGGAGAGAAAAUGGCGGCGGCAGCGGCUUCGUCGCCCCAGCAGCUCUCAGAUGAGGAGCUUUUCUCUCAGCUCCGCCGUUACGGCCUGUCUCCUGGCCCAGUGACAGAGAGCACCCGCCCGGUCUAUCUCAAGAAGCUGAAGAAGCUUCGGGAGGAAGAACAGCAGCAGCACGUGACUAACAGCCACUCAGCGGAGCGGAGGAAGCCCCACUCCUGGUGGGGGUCCAGGAGAUCCGAGGGCCCGGAGCUACAGAUCCCGUCGGGGAAAGAUAGGGCGGCUGAGGACGAGGAGGAGGAGGGAGACGAAGGGGAGGACGCAGACCCCGAGGCAGAGGAGCCGCUGUGGGCGAGCCGAGCAGUGAACGGCAGCCGGCUUCUUCCUUACAGCUGCAGAGAAAACUAUUCGGACUCGGAGGAAGAGGAGGAUGACGACGUGGCCUCCACCAGACAGGUACAAAAGGAUGACUCCCUUUCCCGGCAUCGGCCCAGACGCAGCCAUAGUAAGGCUGCCUCCCCUUUGACUGCUAAAUCUGCCGGCAGCCGGCUGGAGACCUCAGUUCAAGGAGGGGGAGGACUUGCGAUGAAUGACAGGGCGGCGGCUGCAGGGAGUCUAGACUGGAGUCGGAACCUCGAAGAGGCAGCGGCGGAGCAAGGAGGUGGGUGCGAUCAAGUGGACUCCAGCCCCAUUCCUAGAUACCGUGUUAGCUCAAAGAAACUGGCCCCCCUCCUGACCCCGCCGCUUCCCGACUUGGACUCAACCUUGGAUUCGUCUACAGGCUCCCUUCUUAAAAGUAACAAUCACAUCGGCGGCGGCGGGGCCUUCGGUGUGGACUCCCCCAGGACUUAUUCCAACAGCCUCCCUCCCAGUGCUGGAGCCGCCCCUAGUGCACUCAGGAUCAAUCACGCCAACCAUACGGGCUCCAAUCAUACCUACCUGAAAAACACAUAUAACAAACAGAAACUUUCCGAACCAGAGGAGGAACUUCUCCAGCAGUUUAAACGGGAGGAGGUUUCCCUACCAGGAAGUUUCAGUGCACACUACUUGUCCAUGGUUCUCCUAACUGCUGCCUGCUUAUUUUUCCUAAUACUGGGACUGACUUACCUAGGGAUGAGAGGGACAGGAGUAUCCGAGGAUGGAGGACUCAUAAAAAACUCAUUUGAUGAAACAUUUGGAAAAAUACAAGAAAGUGAGAAGAAUCUUAUGUUGAGCACAUUAUAUAAACUUCAUGAUCGAUUGGCACAGCUUGCAGGAGAUCAUGAAUGUGGAAGUUCUAGUCAGAGAACACUUUCUGUUCAAGAGGCAGCUGCAUAUUUAAAAGAUUUAGGUCCCGAAUAUGAAGAUGUAUUUAACACCUCAUUGCAAUGGAUUUUAGAAAAUGGGAAAGAUGUUGGAAUAAGGUGUGUUGGUUAUGGCCCUCAGGAAGAAUUGAGAAAUAUAACUGAUGUGCAGUUUUUACAAUCCACAAGACCACAGAUGUCAUUCUGGUGUCGUUUUCGACGUGCUUUUAUUACUGUAACCCACAGAUUAUUGUUGUUAUGUUUAGGUGUAGUGAUGGUUUGUGUCGUUCUCCGUUACAUGAAAUAUCGUUGGACAAAAGAAGAGGAGGAAACAAGGCAGAUGUACGAUAUGGUAGUAAAGAUUAUAGAUGUUUUACGAAGUCAUAAUGAAGCUUGCCAGGAAAAUAAAGAUUUGCAACCUUACAUGCCUAUUCCACAUGUGCGAGACUCCUUAAUACAGCCUCAUGACAGGAAAAAAAUGAAGAAAGUCUGGGAUAGAGCUGUUGACUUCCUUGCCGCCAACGAGUCUAGAGUUCGCACGGAAACAAGAAGAAUAGGUGGUGCAGAUUUUCUAGUUUGGAGGUGGAUCCAGCCCUCUGCAUCCUGUGAUAAAAUAUUAGUAAUACCUUCUAAAGUAUGGCAAGGUCAAGCAUUUCAUUUAGAUAGAAGAAAUUCACCACCAAAUAGUUUGACACCAUGUUUAAAGAUUCGAAAUAUGUUUGAUCCAGUUAUGGAAAUAGGGGAUCAGUGGCAUUUGGCAAUUCAAGAAGCAAUUUUAGAAAAAUGCAAUGAUAAUGAUGGCAUCGUACACAUUGCAGUAGACAAAAAUUCACGUGAGGGUUGUGUAUAUGUUAAAUGUCUGUCUCCAGAAUAUGCUGGAAAGGCUUUUAAGGCAUUACAUGGCUCUUGGUUUGAUGGGAAAUUGGUUACAGUAAAAUAUUUACGACUAGAUAGAUAUCACCAUCGCUUUCCCCAAGCUCUUACUUGCAACACUCCUUUGAAGCCAUCAAAUAAACAUAUGAACUCCAUGUCUCAUCUUCGGCUUCGGACUGGCCUAGCCAAUUCUCAUGGAAGUUCCUGAAAAGACAUUCUUCACUCCUAGAACAAUAGGAAAAGUCCUGUUUGGCUUUCUGUCUUCCUUUCCAAAUGCUUUUUUUAUGUCAUAUUUUUAUUGCUGAAUACAGCUCUGUUUAAAAGUUUCAGAAAUCUUAAGGUUCCAAAGGGAUUUAACAGUAAGCCAGCAAUACUAAGUAGGUAGAAUAAUUGUUUCAUUCAGUUUUUGAAGCUCCGUUAAGCUAAUGCAUUUAAAGUUUUGCAUGAGGAUCAUUGACUUUAUACACAUUUUCAGAUGUAGUUGUUAUAUUUUGCACCAAGAAGUGCUUGGAUAACCACACAAAAGCAUGGUGAAGAGACUUGUAUUUCCAUAAUUUCUUGUGAGCUAAUGUGAAUUUUUAUAUACAGUCACCUGCAUAGUUCCUUACAGGCUAAUGUGGUUAACUGUUACUUGCCAACCUAACCUUAGGUUUCUAUUGCUUGUAAGAGAUUCAUUUGCUGCAGCUGGAAUAUGGACAAAUUUAUUUGGUUUUAAUGGUUACAUAUAUGUGUAAGUGGAUGUACAUGUACUUAAACUUGCUUUUGUAAAUAUGUAUAAAUGCUGGUUGUGGUGAAAGUAGUCUGGUUUUGUCAGGAUUUCUGCAUAAGCAGUAAAUAAGCUUUCUAUUUUAUUCAUAAUCUUAAUUUGUGUGUAUAUAUAUAUAUAUGUAUAUGUGUAUACAUA
Messenger RNA from Fukomys damarensis (Damara mole-rat), 3112 nucleotides. RefSeq names its product LEM domain containing 3 (gene Lemd3). Gene Ontology annotation, cellular component: nuclear inner membrane. Gene Ontology annotation, biological process: negative regulation of BMP signaling pathway; nuclear envelope organization. The record is from RefSeq and is a predicted model, not a curated record. The coding region runs from base 68 to 2416 and encodes 782 amino acids. The transcript is spliced from 14 exons. NCBI's taxonomy places the organism in Eukaryota, Metazoa, Chordata, Mammalia, Rodentia, Bathyergidae. Gene Ontology annotation, molecular function: chromatin DNA binding.